AUGAAUGGAGUGAUGCUAUAUUACGUUCGUCGUGAUGGCGGACUUUUCCCAGCUCCUGUUCCCGAGUCGUCCACUGAGAGCAAGCGUGCGUGCGACUUGUUUCGAGUUUUGGGCAUCUUUCUGGCCAAAGUGCUUCAAGAUGGCCGUUUAGUGGAUUUACCAUUUGCACCGUCGUUCCUGAAAGUCAUCGCUAGUUCACAGGUAAUAACAUUGGCCUGUGUAAAUACAGUGGAUAAAUCAUGCUGA
Molecule: messenger RNA, 246 nt
Organism: Gongylonema pulchrum
Lineage: Eukaryota; Metazoa; Nematoda; Chromadorea; Rhabditida; Gongylonematidae
Source: the annotation of a GenBank genome assembly